Molecule: messenger RNA, 686 nt
Organism: Nicotiana tabacum (common tobacco)
Lineage: Eukaryota; Viridiplantae; Streptophyta; Magnoliopsida; Solanales; Solanaceae
Source: RefSeq, a predicted model, not a curated record
ACAAACCAACAAGGGGAAGAAACGUCUUUGCCUUAUUACAAAUGCUAUUUCUCCCAUUAAAGAUCCAUUUGAAGGAACAAAAGGAGAUCAAGUAAACACCAUUGCUACACAGAUGGCUGCACAAGGCAUGAAGAUGGACUGCGUAAUUGUUAGAAUGAAACAAGAUUUGGAAACGAAUAUGAGAGUUAUGAAAGAAAAUGAUGUUCUAUUAUCAGUAUUCUCGAAUAAAUCUUCCUCAAAAGUAGUAUAUGUGGAAAAUCCAACUUCUUUGUUAGGAGCACUUAGAACUCGUAAUAUAUCGCCAGUCACGAUAUACAGAGGUGAUUUUGAAAUAAGCUCACAAUUGAAGAUCAAGGUAUGGGUUUACAAGAAAACAUCUGAAGAGAAGUUUCCCACUCUAAAAAAGUACUCUGAGAAGGCUCCUACUACAGACAAGUUUGCCACUCAUGAAAUCAAGGUUGAUUAUGAAUAUAAAAGCAUAGAAGACCCUAACAAAGUUGUGCCACCAGAACAAAGGAUUAAAGGGUUUCGGUAUGGACCUCAAGUAGUUCCUAUAUCCUCUGCUGAGUGGGAGGCUGUAAAGUUCAAACCUGAGAAAAGUGUGAAGCUUCUAGGAUUCACGGAUGCUUCAAAUAUAAUGCGGCAUUACUACCUGAAAGAUGUAAAUAUCUUCAUAGCCGAACCUG